Messenger RNA from Nerophis lumbriciformis (worm pipefish), 1203 nucleotides. The record is from RefSeq and is a predicted model, not a curated record. Lineage: Eukaryota; Metazoa; Chordata; Actinopteri; Syngnathiformes; Syngnathidae.
AUGUCAGUUGCAUACAAAAACAGAAUACAGGACUUCAAAGUAGCUUUGACUGAAGAAAACAUAGACUUGAAAACAUUAAGAGAGCUGUGCUUCAAUGGAAUUCCAUUUGAAGGAGGCAUACGGGCACUUUGCUGGAAGAUUCUUCUUAAUUACCUUCCUCUUGAUCAGACGCGAUGGGAUUUGUUCCUCAAAAAGGAAAGGGAGGUGUAUUCCCAGUUUUUGAAAGAAAUGAUCAUUCAACCUGGCAUUGCCAAAGCCAACCUGGGCCUGUCCAGAGAAGACGUUACCAUGGAAGAUCACCCUCUAAAUCCAAAUCCAGAGAGCAGGUGGAACACUUACUUCAAAGAUAAUGAAAUUCUUCUCCAAAUUGAUAAGGAUGUAAGGAGACUGUAUCCAGACAUGGCCUUUUUUCAGCGCCCUACAGACUACCCUUGCCAACUUAUCUUAGACCCUCAGAAUGAUUACGAGACGCUGCGUCGGCGAGUGGAACAAACAACUCUGAAAGCACAAACUGUCAAUCGCAACCGCAGUGGAGUAACCAAUGUCAGCUCCCCUGGAAAGUCUUUGAACCUGUAUCCAUCUAAUGAAUACGAGGUGUUGCCCAAUGGGAGUGAAGCACACUGGGAAGUGGUGGAGCGCAUUCUGUUCAUCUAUGCCAAACUCAAUCCUGGGAUCGCUUACGUCCAGGGCAUGAAUGAAAUUGUCGGUCCAAUUUACUAUACCUUUGCCACAGACCCCAACAGCCAAUGGAAAGAGCAUGCAGAAGCUGAUACAUUCUUCUGUUUUACCAACCUAAUGUCAGAAAACAGAGAUAAUUUCAUCAAGAGCCUGGAUGAUUCUCAGUGUGGUAUUACGUACAAAAUGGAGAGUGUGUAUUCAAUGUUGAAGGGAAAAGACCUGGAGCUCUAUCUCAAACUGCAAGAACAAAAUAUCAAGCCCCAGUACUUCACCUUCCGCUGGCUGACCCUGUUGUUAUCACAGGAGUUCCUCCUUCCAGAUGUCAUCCGCAUUUGGGAUACUCUCUUUUCUGACCAGGACCGCUUCCACUUCCUCAUACUGGUCUGCUGUGCCAUGCUCAUCCUGAUCCGGGAUAACUUACUGGCAGGAGACUUCACAGUGAAUAUGAGAUUACUACAGGAUUACCCCAUCUCAGAUGUCCACACCAUUCUUACCAAAGCCAAAGAGCUGCAGGACAACUCUUAA